Molecule: messenger RNA, 597 nt
Organism: Helobdella robusta
Lineage: Eukaryota; Metazoa; Annelida; Clitellata; Rhynchobdellida; Glossiphoniidae
Exons: 4
Coding region: 1-597 (198 amino acids)
Source: RefSeq, a predicted model, not a curated record
AUGGCGACUGUAUUUUCAUUUGAGCACAUCUGCAAGCCUAAAACAUUGGACGUUGUUACGGAUCCCAACUGUCCAAUAGGCGAGUGCUUAAAACCUUACAAGAGCCUCAACUACCUGAGUGGUGACGGCCUUUCCAAGGUUUGGUCUGGCAGACCCCACUAUGACCCGAGGUCACUCGGCUGGCAGAAACAUCACGAAAAGAUGGCCUUGCCUCGGGAGAGGGUGCCUGGACAGAUGACCUUCGAAAGUGAAGAUGAUUGGAGAGCGUGGCAGAAGAAGAGGGAUGCCUAUGAUUCAAAAUUGCCCGGUGGACUAGGUUACAAAUUCGCCACCCCUCCCGAAUUCAAACUGAACGGGCACGCCUUCUCCCCCUACAACCUGUACAGGAUGGGCCGACCGCCGCUAAAUUUGAAUGAUGCCCAGGACCCGCUACCCCCUCGCGAUGACAGCACCUUCCCAUUCAUCCAACAUGAACCUAAAGGUUUCUACGGAUGCUACCACAACGAGUUGGACGUACACAACAACGGGGGGUUCAGGUUCUCCAGGAGGGAGCCGUCAUAUCCGUGUGCUUGCAAGGGAUCUGCCAUCAUGUACUAG